Solenopsis invicta (red fire ant) is the source of this 2508-nucleotide messenger RNA. Its product is annotated as chromosome stability protein 9. The transcript has 5 exons. Gene Ontology annotation, cellular component: synaptonemal complex. Lineage: Eukaryota; Metazoa; Arthropoda; Insecta; Hymenoptera; Formicidae. The record is from RefSeq and is a predicted model, not a curated record. Gene Ontology annotation, biological process: homologous chromosome pairing at meiosis; protein sumoylation; reciprocal meiotic recombination. Gene Ontology annotation, molecular function: SUMO transferase activity. The coding region runs from base 1437 to 2099 and encodes 220 amino acids.
UACGCGCAAUGGCACGGAUGCGUCGUACGCGCAGGUGACGAGCGAGGAACGCGUCGCUUCUUUUUUUUAUUUUAUUGUACUUUUAUUACCUAGGGGGGCCCGCUCAUACGCACGGCUGUCGCAUCUUUCGCGAUCGACCACGAUGACCUGCUACCCCGGGGGGAGGGGGCCGCGACAGUGCUCCACGAGAUUAUCGUAUCAAUCGCUCAACCGUGGCUUACGUGCGCCCGAUUAUCGUCGCCGUCGUGAACAGCCGAUGCGUUGUGUACUGCGUGAAACUGAUAUAUCGCGAUAUAUCUGCGACUCGGCGGCUAUGCUACUAUGCGCGAUAUAGCGGCGCGACUCGCCAAGUUUUCCCGAGGCCGAACGAUUUCCGGCAGCACCGGGAUAGAGUUCCUGUGAUAAUAGUUAAGCGCGGUUUUGAUUGGUCGCUUGAAUUCGCAAUAUGUGACAGCCAAGAAACCGCGAAUUUCAAAUAUAAAUAUAGAAAAGCACUUAAUAAAAGAGACAAUAGUUAAUGUAACAGAGCCUAAAUGCUAUAUAAUCUUGUAUGUUGUUGACAAAGUUAUAUAUGUAAAUUAAUGCCAGCAUAUAGGCCGGUUUUUAAAUUUUACAAUAAUCAACUGCAAAACUUAUAUUGUACUACUUGGUUUUCCUGGUCCAUUUUCUGCAAAUUAUAAUUAUGUAAAAUGUAAUACUUCAAAUUAAUUAAUAGCCAUCCAAUAAGGAGGGUUCUUUGGGUAAUAAAUAGAUUAAUUUGUGUAAUAAUUGAGGAUACAUCCUUGAUAUCCUGCACAGCACACAUUCUUUAUUUAAGAAUGUUUCAAGGACAUCCUUUGAACAUCUUUAGAAGGUGGUAUUGCGCUUGGAUAACUAAAACUUAUCUAGAUACAAAUAAAAUAAAUAUAUUUCUUUAUUUAGAUUAUAAUUUUAUGUAAAUAAACGACAAACAUUGCUAGAUCAGUGCUGUGUGGAUUUAAUUUCAAAUUAUUACUAAUUUUCUAUUAUAUCUUUUUCAUGAGAGAAAAAUUCUAUCUUUUCAUAGACAUAAAAAAUAAAUAAAAUUAAAAUUUAAUCUUACAUUAUAAAAAACGGCAUAACUUUUCAUAGCUCCAAGUUAAGAGAUCUUGAGUUAAUAAAAUUAAAGAUCAACUUAAAAAAAAUGUAAGGGAAGAUUCAACUUAAAAGAUGUUGCGACAAAGGAUUUCUUUAACUCAAGUUUAAUCAAAACUCUUUGUCCGUCGUGGAAAAAUCGUUCCCGUUCAGUUUUACCUCGCGAGUCGCGAAUCUACAGUUGCUGCUUGCACCGUGACGAAAGGCGCGAAUUCCAGCGGAGCGAUUUGUUAAGCGCCACCGAGCAAUUUCGAAUUCUACCGGCUCUUUUUCCGCGAAGGAAUAGCGUCUGAUUAAUAGAGUCAAAUAUACGCACAUCCAAGAUGGACAUGAACGCGCUGAUCUGCAACAAGUGCUUUGCGCCGACGUACAGAGCAAAACUUCCGUACCACAUCACACAGUGCGGCCACAUCUUCUGCCAGGGUUGUGUGCAGCAAGCCGAGAAGCAGUGUCCGCAGUGCCAGCGAAUUGGCUGCAUAUCAUUACCGCUGGAGGAGCCGCUGCCGCAAAAGCUGAUACCAUACUUCCAGCCCAUCGGAGAGACUCUGGAAACAUUGAUGAAGAUGGAAUCAUUCCGCAGCAAUGAAUUGAAAAUAUUGCUGCAGCGCUUCAAUGAACUCGAUAAAAAAUACGAGCUACUGAAGACCUACUAUUGGCAACAACGACGUGUCUAUAAAGAGUUGAUGGAGAAGAAUAUGAUUUUAAAAGAGAAAAUUAAGGAUUACGAGAAGUUGCUGCUCUCGGAGAAACAAAGGAAAACUCCGCGACCAAUGUUUCAGAUAAUGCAGGAGACACCAUCCGACUCAGGUGUCUCCAUGAAUCCAUCGAACAUAUCAGGGUAUUCCAUGGAUUCUUCAAUGGAAAUUUUUAAAACUCCCAAUAUAACACCCAUGUCGUUCGAUUUGAGGAAGCAGUACAGAAACGCUGAUGGUUUUCGUAUUCCUGGCCGCAGACCUCCGAAAACUCGAUUCCCUGACCAGUCUUAAAUAUUAUAAGACUGUUUUCAUAAUAUUAUACAUUAUGAAAAACGAAUAAAAGAAGAAAAUUAUCUCAUGUACGCAGUAAUGUACUUUAAUUUACACUAUAAGUAAACUUUGUCUUAUUUUUUUUAAUUUUCUUCUUUUAUUUGUUAUUUCAGAAAUAUGUUAUACCAAGUUCGCAGUAGUCUCCUUUAAUUUACGUAGCGAACUUUAUCGUAAUUUCUCUUUCAACUUAAAAGAAUAAUCUCGUCAAACGUAUCACAAAAGUGUAAUUUGUUUUUAUUGUAAUUUCGGACAAAGAUAUACAUUACGUAUUUUAAACGUAUGUAAUUUAAUACGUUAUUUCUUAUCGAAUUCUCAUCAAAAUGUACGUUAAAUAUUACGUAUUAAAUAUAUAUAAUUUCUUAGCAACAAA